Molecule: messenger RNA, 1533 nt
Organism: Pseudopipra pipra
Lineage: Eukaryota; Metazoa; Chordata; Aves; Passeriformes; Pipridae
Gene: RABL3
Product: RAB, member of RAS oncogene family like 3
Exons: 7
Coding region: 80-751 (223 amino acids)
Biological process (GO): intracellular protein transport
Cellular component (GO): endomembrane system
Molecular function (GO): GTPase activity
Source: RefSeq, a predicted model, not a curated record
GCUGAGAGAAGCGGAAGGACGGCCCGCUGCGAUUGGCGGGUCCCCCCGUCUCCGGGAGUUGUUGCUGGGCAGGGUAAAGAUGGCGGCUCUGGACAGGGUCAAGGUGCUGGUGUUGGGCGACUCCGGUGUCGGAAAAUCUUCACUCGUUCACCUGUUGUGCCACAACCAGGUGCUGGGAAACCCGUCCUGGACAGUGGGUUGCUCCGUGGAUGUGCGAAUCCAUGACUACAGAGAAGGGACUCCAGAAGAGAAGACUUACUACAUUGAGCUGUGGGAUGUUGGAGGUUCAGUGGGUAGUGCCACUAGUGUGAAAAGCACACGAGCAGUAUUCUAUAACUUGCUAAAUGGGAUAAUUUUAGUGCAUGACUUAACCAACAAGAAAUCAUCCCAGAAUUUGUAUCGCUGGACUUUGGAAGCACUCAACAGAGAUGUUGCUCCAACAGGAGUUCUUGUGACGAAUGGUGACUAUGACCGUGAACAGUUUGCUGAUAACCAGAUUCCACUGCUGGUAAUAGGAACUAAGCUGGAUCAGAUCCCAGAAACUAAGCGGAAUGAAGUUUUGACCAGAACAGCUUUCUUGGCUGAGGAUUUCAAUGCUGAAGAGAUAAAUUUGGAUUGCACCAAUCCUCGUUACCUGGCUGCAGGUUCAUCCAAUGCUGUCAAACUAAGCAGGUUUUUUGAUAAGAUUCCUGGCUUCUCUGAAAGGAAAAGGUUUGGAGGAGGAACACUGAAGAGCCUUCAUUAUGACUGAACACUGAAGAAGUGGAAGAUGACUUCUCUGAGUUCCUAAUGACAUUCCUAUUCCAAUUGGAUGCUCAAAGACAAUAAUGCUUAUGUCAAGCAGAGUAAAUAUUACAACUGGCUAGCCUGCUGAAGCUACUAUUGUUGGAAAAGACUUGGGGAAGGAUUUCCAGAAGCCUAAUCUGAAGCCUAGAGUCUUUCUUAGGACUGCAGGCUGUCCGGAUAUAUGGGAACAACUGGGGAAAGUGUGCAAUAAGUUGAAUGUCUCUCACUGCUGUGGGAAACUUUAUACACAGCACAUCUGUGUGACAUCUUUCUCUCCAUUUUGGAAAACUUACGGUCAGUCUUUGCAAUGAAUUGCAUUCAUUUUACCUCUAAAGGAAAGGUGACACUGAGCGGGCUUCACAUUUCCUGUAAAGUGAACAAAAUGUGAGGAUGGGUAAGGAACGGUCUGGAAACUAAUCAAAUGCCUUCAUUAUAUGAGUGGUGUUGUCUCACCUGGAACACACUGUUCAUCCUAUUCAAAAGGGAAAAAAGAAAGGCAAUAUAUGAAGAAAAGGUUUGAAGCAUUAAAAAAAGAAAAUCGUUAGCAGAGGAAGUGGUGUUAAUUCUGCUGCUUAAAUUAAAAUUGUUUACUUGGAGAGGGCCAAGUGAAUCAAGUCUUUGUCUUUUCAUGAUUGACUGUGGUCUUGUUCUUUAUAUUAAAUUAAAAGGCAGUGCUUUGAAAACUGAUGGGAAAGGUAUGUUUUUAUACAAUGCUUAUUUGAAAUAAAUAUGACAUGGUCUUACUGA